Suricata suricatta (meerkat) is the source of this 754-nucleotide messenger RNA. RefSeq names its product transmembrane protein 35A-like. The record is from RefSeq and is a predicted model, not a curated record. Gene Ontology annotation, cellular component: endoplasmic reticulum. Lineage: Eukaryota; Metazoa; Chordata; Mammalia; Carnivora; Herpestidae. Gene Ontology annotation, molecular function: acetylcholine receptor regulator activity. Gene Ontology annotation, biological process: chaperone-mediated protein complex assembly; positive regulation of protein localization to cell surface. The transcript has a single exon. Bases 102 to 629 code for a protein of 175 amino acids.
UCCCUCCAGCUCUCCGUCCCUCUAGCUCUUCCUGUGCUAACUGCCUGCGCCUUAGGGUGCGCAAAGCCAAAGGACUGGUUGGGACCUGCCUUGGUGAUCCCAUGGCAUCCCCCAGAACCGUAACUGUCGUGGCUCUCUCAGUGGCCCUGGGACUCUUCUUUGUUUUCAUGGGAACUAUCAAGUUGACCCCCAGGCUCAGCAAGGAUGCCCACAGUGAGAUGAAGCGUGCUUACAAGAGCUAUGUCCGAGCCCUCCCUCUGCUGAAGAAAAUGGGGAUCGAUUCCAUUGUCCUCCGCGAAAGCAUUGGUGCUCUUGAGGUGGUCUGUGGCAUUGUCAUGACCCUGGUGCCUGGGCGUCCCAAAGAUGUGGCCAAUUUCUUCCUACUCUUGCUGGUGUUGGCUGUACUCUUCUUCCAUCAGCUAGUUGGUGAUCCUCUCAAACGCUAUGCCCAUGCUCUGGUGUUUGGAAUGCUGCUUACCUGCCGCCUGUUGAUUGCCUGCAAGCCGGAAGACCCGUCUUCUGAAAAGAAGCCCUCACCACCACCAGGGCAAGCGGGGAAUGUCGAGAAUGCAGAGGAGCAGUCCUCCUUAUAUGAGAAGGCCCCUCAGGGCAAAAUGAAGUUGUCAUAGGAAAGCAAAAGUGCAAAAAGUGGACCUUCCAGGCAGUUGCCUCCAUGACACCCAGGAAGAUGCCAGUGUGUGUUUUUCAUUUGAUUUAUGUUGAGAGAACGGGAAAAAUAGAAUCUGCAAGUUAA